Penicillium alfredii is the source of this 1737-nucleotide messenger RNA. RefSeq lists its product as uncharacterized. The transcript has 4 exons. NCBI's taxonomy places the organism in Eukaryota, Fungi, Ascomycota, Eurotiomycetes, Eurotiales, Aspergillaceae. Gene Ontology annotation, cellular component: membrane. Bases 1 to 1737 code for a protein of 578 amino acids. Gene Ontology annotation, molecular function: transmembrane transporter activity. Gene Ontology annotation, biological process: transmembrane transport. The record is from RefSeq and is a predicted model, not a curated record.
AUGACCAGUCUGCAUCUGCCUCCGCCUGCGGGGAACGCUUCCUCCAGCUCGGGUACCUCGUCGAAUCCGCGAUACACCCCGGUCUCCAAUCCCUCCGACGAGGAGUCUCCAGCACCCCGGCCUAUCAAGGCUCCAUUGGGCCCGCUGCGACUGCAGACGAAUUUCGACAAUACCCCAGUGGCCGGGCCUGUCUCGGACAUUGAGGAUGACGACGGGUAUGAUACCGGGGAAGAGCUCGAAAGCAAGAUGCCGCGGGGUGGGGCGGCGCCGAAAUACUCCCCCGAGGAGGAAAAGGACGUGGUGAGGCGGUUUGACCGGACACUUGUGCCGUUUCUGGCUCUGCUGUAUCUGCUGGCUUUUCUGGAUCGAUCGAAUAUUGGAAAUGCCCGUAUUGCAGGACUCCAGGAUGAGCUCCGGCUCUCGUCUUCGCAAUAUGAAUGGCUGCUCACCGCAUUCUACAUCACGUAUAUUCUGUUCGAAUGGAUGACGCUCAUGUACCGCCUAGUCCCUCCGCAUAUCUACAUAUCGCUUUGUGUCUGCGGAUGGGGUCUCGUCGCAUCUUUCCAAUGCAUAGCGACCUCGUUCUGGGGGCUCGCUAUCCUCCGGGCUCUGCUGGGUAUCACCGAGGCGGCAUUCGGCCCUGGCAUCCCGUUCUAUCUGUCGCUAUUCUACCGCCGACAUGAGCUUGCCUUCCGCAACGGACUGUUCAUUUCGGCUGCCCCGCUAGCAACAUCCUUUGCGAGCAGUCUGGCCUGGGUGAUUGUCAAGCUCAGCAACAAUGGCCCGAUCUCGCCGUGGCGCACACUGUUUCUGGUCGAGGGAUUCCCGAGUGUGAUCAUGGCGGUUUUUGCCUGGAAUUUGAUCCCCGACUCGCCGGGCCAGGCUCGGUUUCUGAUUCGUCGGCAGAGAACGGUGGCUCAGUUGCGACUGGGCGAGAACAAGGCAGAGUACCAGCAGUCAUCUGGGGGGCAGUUUAAUUGGCGGGAAAUCUUGAAGACGGCGGCGGACCCAAAGGCGUAUAUGGCAGCUUUCAUGUUCUUCAGCUGCAAUGUCGCCUUCAGUUCGAUGCCGGUGUUUCUGCCCACCAUCAUCAAAGACAUGGGCUACACCUCUCUACAAGCCCAAGCCCUCUCAGCACCACCCUACCUAGUAGCCUUCAUCGUCGUGCUAGCUACAGCCUACGUCUCAGACCGCAGACGCAGCCGCAGCCCCUACCUCAUCGCACACGCACUCCUCUCCGCAACGGCAUACCUCGCCAUCGCAGCAACAGGCCAUUUCCACACCCACCUCUCCCCAGCACUGCACACGUCCAUCCGGUACAUCUGCGUGUACCCCGCGACAGCGGGCUUCUUCUCGGCGAUCACGCUGAUCAUCACCUGGUCGAUGGACAACCGCAUCGAAAAGGAGGGCAAGGGCGCCAGCAUCGCCAUCCUCAAUCUCAUUGGCCAGUGUGGCCCGCUGCUCGGCACCAGACUCUAUCCGGAGUCUGACGGGCCGUGGUAUGUGCGCGGCAUGGCGGUGUGCGCGUUCUUUAUGGUGCUUGUGGCGCUGCUGGCGUUGAUUCUGCGCGUGCUUUUGCAGCGGCUGAAUCGUGCUGUCCUGCUGGAUUCGAAACCGGAUAUUCAAGGUCGGCCUGGCGGUUCUCAGGGCGGGGAGCGCGAUGUGCUUAUUGGUGGUGGGCGGCGGGAUGAUCUGGAGGAUCAUACGGGGGAUCAGAGGCUUGUGUAUAUCAUUUGA